Solanum stenotomum is the source of this 345-nucleotide messenger RNA. Its product is annotated as probable protein phosphatase 2C 34. Bases 1 to 345 code for a protein of 114 amino acids. Lineage: Eukaryota; Viridiplantae; Streptophyta; Magnoliopsida; Solanales; Solanaceae. The transcript is spliced from 4 exons. The record is from RefSeq and is a predicted model, not a curated record.
AUGGCCGCUGCAAGGCUAUAUGCAGCGGAGAAGGCUGCUAAAGAUAUUUAUUUAAAGAGAGCAAAAGGCCCAGAUUACACGCUAACAGAGAAUGGUAGAAAAUCUGAUCAUUUUCAUGAUCAGUAUAUUUUUUUUCUUCCUGUAUGGGAUGUUAUAUCGAAUGAAGAGACUGUAGAAAUUGUAUCUGAAAUUCCGAAUAGGGCAAAAACAGCACUGCAUAUUGUUCAAUGUGUUGUUCGUGCUUGGAAAUGUAAGAGGAGAGGGAUAGUUGUAGAUGAUAUUUCAGCAAUUAAAGCACAAGUUUCUGUUUCUCAUGUUCUCCAUCUACCUGCAGCCUUUGGUUAG